AUUCUGGAAACCCGCCACUUCAAUUUGACGUUGUCAACUUGACGUUUCUAAAGUGAGGUUAGGGUUUGUUUAUUUUUGAAAAUUCGCCUGAUUUUUGUAAUAAAAUGAGGAAUUUGAGUUUAAAGAGGAAACUACGAUCAUUGUAUAUUGUUACUGCGAGCGGAUUAGGGGCAUAUGUGGCUAUAAGUCUGUAUAAAAACAAUGAAAAGUUUUACAGAAACGUUGUAAUGCCUUUAGUACAUUUGCUGGAGCCUGAGCAAGCCCACCGGCUCGGGGUUAUAGUCAGUAAAUACCGCCUUGUCCCCUCAACUAAUUACAAAGACCCCGAGUCUUUGAAAAUUACUCUUUUCAAUAAAGUUUUCCCAAACCCAAUUGGCAUCGCUGCCGGUUUUGACAAACACGCCGAAGCGGUAAUGGGUUUGAAAGACAUUGGUUUUGGUUUCAUUGAAAUAGGUUCAGUGACACCCCAGCCUCAGCCAGGCAAUAACAAACCGCGAGUUUUCCGCCUGUCUGAAGACCUUGCUGUUAUAAACAGAUACGGGUUCAACAGCGACGGCCACGAGACCGUUUUACACCGACUUAUUAAUUUGAGACAAACCAAAAAAUGUGAUACUAUACUAGGGGUCAAUUUAGGAAAAAACAAGACUUCAGACGACGCUAUCAAUGACUACGUCAUUGGUAUUAAAAAAUUAGGGCCAGUUGCUGACUACCUUGUUAUCAAUGUUAGCAGUCCUAACACGCCCGGCUUAAGGACAAUGCAAGACAAAAACGUACUAAAAAAUCUAUUAAAAAGUGCCAAAGAGGCACGUGAUAGCCUCCCUGAGGGGGCCAGACCCCCACUAUUACUUAAACUAGCGCCCGACUUGUCCUACAGUGAGCUCAAAGACAUUGCAAAUGUGGUGAGGCAAAAAGACACGAAAAUUGAUGGGCUUAUAAUUUGCAAUACGACAGUUGAAAGGCCACAAUUUCUGCAUAAUGACAGGAAAGGGGAGACAGGGGGGCUGAGUGGCAAGCCUUUGAGAGAGGCCUCCACUAAGUUAAUCGCAGAAAUGUACAAACUGACACGGGGGGAAAUACCGAUUAUAGGUGUUGGCGGUGUUUUUACCGGCCGAGACGCCUACGAAAAAAUCAAAGCUGGGGCUAGUGUUGUACAAUUGUACACAAGUCUGGUGUAUGAGGGGCCCCCGGUUGUUGCCAAAAUUAAACGGGAGCUAGUGGAGUUGUUGGCCGAUGAUGGGUUUAAAAACGUUUCGGAGGCUGUGGGGUGCAGUGUUAAAUAAUUUUAUUAUUUGAUUAACUUUUCCAAUAAAUUUAAUAUCAAAAA
Molecule: messenger RNA, 1324 nt
Organism: Tribolium castaneum (red flour beetle)
Lineage: Eukaryota; Metazoa; Arthropoda; Insecta; Coleoptera; Tenebrionidae
Gene: Dhod
Product: Dihydroorotate dehydrogenase
Exons: 4
Coding region: 105-1280 (391 amino acids)
Biological process (GO): 'de novo' pyrimidine nucleobase biosynthetic process; pyrimidine ribonucleotide biosynthetic process
Cellular component (GO): cytoplasm; mitochondrial inner membrane
Molecular function (GO): dihydroorotate dehydrogenase activity
Source: RefSeq, a predicted model, not a curated record